AUGGAUGGCAACAGGUUUGAACAUUGGUUUGACUUGUUCCUGACCAAGGUAUUGCCAGGAAGCGUUAUUGUAAUGGAUAACGCUUCCUACCACUCAAGACGCGUGGAGUGUGUCCCCACAAAAUCUUCAACCAAGAGUGUCAUCCAAGAAUGGCUAAGCUCAAAGGGAAUUAACUGGGACAAAGACAUGCUCAAGGUGGAACUAAUUUCUUUAGUCUCCCAAGUGCAACACAAGUUCCUCAGCUACCGAGUGGACACACGUGCUGAAACUGUUGGGUGCACGGUUCUUAGGCUGCCCCCUUAUCAUUGUGAGCUGAAUCCCAUUGAGCUUAUCUGGGGGCAAGUGAAGAAUGAGGUUGCACGAAGCAACUCGUCUUUCAAACUAAAAGAUGUGAAGGUGCUUCUAGAGCAGGCAAUCAACAAUGUCACGAAAGACAACUGGACCGUUGCUAUACAGCAUGUUAAGAAGAUGGAAAAGCAGUUCUGGGAGAAUGACAGCCUGUCGGACAGAGAGGUUGCACCAAUCAUCAUCGAAAUCAAUGCCGGAGAUGACAGCGACGACUCCUAUGAAGAUGAAAGCUGCGAUGAAGUUGUCUCUGGAUUAGGCCAGCCACACAUUCCAGGUGUGGAGCCACUUAAUAUGUAA
Molecule: messenger RNA, 645 nt
Organism: Ixodes scapularis (black-legged tick)
Lineage: Eukaryota; Metazoa; Arthropoda; Arachnida; Ixodida; Ixodidae
Exons: 1
Coding region: 1-645 (214 amino acids)
Molecular function (GO): nucleic acid binding
Source: RefSeq, a predicted model, not a curated record